This is a messenger RNA of Amblyraja radiata (thorny skate), 8182 nucleotides long. RefSeq names its product trinucleotide repeat-containing gene 6A protein. The record is from RefSeq and is a predicted model, not a curated record. Gene Ontology annotation, molecular function: nucleic acid binding. Gene Ontology annotation, cellular component: P-body; nucleoplasm. Lineage: Eukaryota; Metazoa; Chordata; Chondrichthyes; Rajiformes; Rajidae. Bases 147 to 6560 code for a protein of 2137 amino acids. Gene Ontology annotation, biological process: miRNA-mediated post-transcriptional gene silencing; positive regulation of nuclear-transcribed mRNA poly(A) tail shortening. The transcript is spliced from 25 exons.
CCGCAGCCAGUUCCUGUCAGUUAGAAGAAGAUGGCGGCUGUGGAGGGGGAUCGUUGCGCUUGGCGCCGCGGCCACUUACAUACUCACUGUUAAAGCCUUACUCGCAUGUUUAGCUUUCGAAUUUCUCACUGUUGCACUUUACAUUAAUGAGAGGAUUGGAAGUUAACGCUACCAAAGAAACUCAAGAGAAACAAAACAGGGAUAGAGUGCAAGAAAAGGAGGGACAGUUGAUGGAAGAAAGGAAAAAGAGAAAAGACGACAAGAAGAAAAAGGAAGCCGCUCUGAAGAAGGCAAUUGAACAAAAAAGCAAAGUGCCAGCACCAUCUAAGACCAGUCAAAGCCAGCUUCAGCCUGCCAACUCUAACAGCGGCACUUCCAUAAAUACCAGCAACAAUAGCAAUGCCAAGCGGGACCCAGCCAACACUCAGCAGCAAGCCUUGUCUCGAUAUCCUCCUCGUGAAGUACCGCCACGCUUUCGACACCAGGAGCAAAAGCAACUGCUGAAGAGGGGCCAGCAGCUACCAUCAACAGCUGGGACUACAACAUCGGUAAUCACAAGCCAAACGGGAAGCAGUGCUGUUACUGUGCAGGCAGUGACCAACGGGCAGCUGCAAUAUAGCAGCAAACCAUUGACAGGCAUGCCUCCCAUUCGGGAUUUGGUCAGCCACUCCCCUAACCAGUCAGAUUUAAACCACAGUGGUUUGGGAUCGCAUUAUGAAAAUUCUCACUGGGGACCUGUAUCUAUCAACAGCGAUUCUACUACAAAUUGGGAUAAAGUUAUUGUAGACGGGUCCGACAAAGAAGCCUGGCCUUCAAUCACUGGCAGUGACCCAGAGUUAGCUUCAGAAUGUAUGGACAUUGAAUCUGCUUCAAGCUCUGGGUCAGAGAAGAACCUCCGUACUAUGGCUUCAGGGAGCACAGUUAGUGAUGGCGAUGGCAACAGAACGGGCAGUGGAAAUGGUUCUUCAAGUCAGUUUGUGGUUGGAAAUGUCAGCAAUAAUGUAGGAAAUGGUAGUAUUAAUGGGCCUUGGGGUGGAUCUCGAGGCUCUAUAUCAAGCACAUGUCAGGGUUCUGCAGAAAACGUGGAUGGCAAACCAGAAAACAGCCAUGGUCAACUGAAUGCAUGGGGCAGUAUUGUUUCCACGUCCAAUGGUUCAUUGAAGCAGAAUGGUUUGAAUCCAAAUACCAACCUAGGUGCCUGGCCUUUGUUGGAAAACGAUGGAAAUACUGUGCAAGGACCUGUGCCAGGUAGCAAUUCUGGCAGCAAUGUUCAACGUAGCACUGUAGGUCAAAUGCUGAAUAAUCAGAGUGUUAACAUUGGACUAUCAGCUCCUAGUUCAUGGGGAGGUCUGCAGGAGAAUUCUGAUGCAGAAGUGAAUGGUACAAGGAAGGUUUCAUUCAGUGGACAACCUCAAAACCUUAACACUGAAAUGAAUGGACCAAAUAACACUACUAACCCAUUGACCUCUAGCUUACCAAACUCUACUAGUUCAAUGCAGACAAAUGAACUGCCUAAACAUACAGGGCCUGGGGCCUGGGGUGCACCCUUAGGAAUGAGCACAGUUAAUCCAUCUCAGCUUCAGGCCUCCUCAGUAACAAAUGGCACUUCAGUUUCUCAACUUGGCAAUGGAGGAAUCAGUGAGGGAAUGAACAGUGGGUCUUAUGGUACGACUUGGGGUACACCUGGCACUAACUACUCUGGAGAAAAAUGUCCAGGCCCUAGCUGUAAUUUGGGGCAAGCUAGUGGGGACACUGUGAAUGCAACUCUAGCACAAUCGGCUACUAAUGGCUCUGGAAGUACUGCUUACAAAAAUAAUGGUGGAAGCAAUAGAGGAGGAGUAACAUGGGAGUCUGGUGUGGUCAACUCCCAUAAUGUGACCUGGGGAGCAGGGAACAGUUUAGGCUCUGGAGGGACUCGCAAAGUCUGGGGAAACCCAGCACCAAAUGCAAACACUGGCACUAAGAUCUCAAAUGGAGAAUGGAACAAACUGCCUAACAAUCAGCAUUCCAGCAAUGGUCUAAAUGGAAGUAGUAAUAGGAAGGGAACAAAUGGGUGGAAAAGUCUAGAUGAUGCUCUUUGUGGUCAGGAUCAAAACUCUGCAUCUCAGCCAAGUGAACAGAACAAUUUAUGGGUUAAAACUUCAACAUCAUGUACUGCAGACAGUGAGGGGAGCACAGAAAGUACAGGAAGUCGUCACGAUAGAAUGAGUGUAGGAAGCAGUGAUGGCAAUAACCGACGUGGUGAAAAGAGAAAGCCUGACCAACCAGUAAUGGCUCAAAAUAUCGUGAAUAGAUCAGACUUGGACCCUCGUGUCCUGUCCAAUACAGGUUGGGGACAGACUCCAAUUAAACAGAACACUGCCUGGGAUAUUGAACCUUCAGCAAAGAGUGAAAGAAAAACUGACAAUGGGACAGAGGCCUGGGGAUGUUCUGUUUCCCAGGCUUCAAACUCAGGGGGAUGGGGGGAUGGGCCUCGCCCAAAUAGUAAUGAUACCUCAUCAGUAUCCGGGUGGGGGGAUCCAAAGCCUGCUACAGUCUCUUGCAACACGGGGUGGGGAGACACCAAAGGCUCAAGCAGCCAAGGGGGUUGGGAGAAUAAUUCUGCUGCUACAGGAACAGUAAAAAGCAAUCAAACAUGGGGAGGUAACAAAGAAGAAAAGUUAGCUGCGUGGAAUGAUGCACAAAAGGUCAAACAGGGAUGGUCUGAUGGACAGAAAUCAAGCCAGGGUUGGGGACAGUCUGCACCUGAUGGGUGGGGAGAGAAUUCUAGGAGUGGCCAGUGGGGGGAAUUACAAAAGACUGGUGCAGGCAGUUGGGAUAAUGACAGUGAAAGGUCUGCGCCUGGUUGGAAUGAACCCGGGAGACCAGGUGCAGGCCGAGGCACGUGGACAAGUAGCAACAAUCCAGAUUCUAAUAAUACUACAGGCUGGGGGGAGCCUGCCAAGGCUGCUCAGUCCCAAGGCUGGGGAGAGCUAGCCAAUGCUGCUCAGUCCCCUCAGGGCUGGGGGGAGACCUCUAAGGCUCCUCAGUCCUCCCACGGAUGGGGGGAGACUUCCAAGCCUGCACAACCUCCCCAGGGCUGGUGCGAGCCUGCCAAGCCUGCACCAGCUCCCCAGGGCUGGGGGGACCCCUCCAAGUCUGCUCAGUCCCCCCAAGACUGGAGGGAACCAACCAAGUCAAGUAAUUCUGCAGACUGGCACAAGCCACAGGAUGGUAACAGCCCUUGGGCCAAUAAACCACCUAGCCAGGGGUGGCAUAAUGGGCCGAUGCCAGCACCAUCAAAAGAGGAGGAACCUACAGGUUGGGAGGAACCUUCCCCAGAGUCUAUUCGCCGCAAAAUGGAAAUCGAUGAUGGUACCGCUGCCUGGGGGGACCCAAGCAAGUACAACUACAAGAGUGUUAACAUGUGGAACAAAAACAUGCAGAGUAACAGCAAUGGCUCAGAGCAGCCAGCGCAAAUCCUGUCCUCGCCAACGACACCGCAGCCCCCGCCGCAGCACCAACAACAGCUGCCGCAGCAAAUGCCACCACCAAGUGCCAUUCAAAGCAAAGAGAGUAAUGGCUCCGGCUGGGGCGAAUCUUGCACUGUUCAGACAAAGCCAGAUUCCUCUUGGGGAGGACCACCUGCUCUAACAGUGACAGUGGACAAUGGAACAGCAGCCUGGGGGCAGCCGAUGGACACAGGAGCCAACUGGAGAGAGCCGGUUAAUGACAGUCCUGGCACCUCUGGAUGGGGCAACACCCCAGCUGCCCCACCACCUCCAAAUAGACCUGGUCCCAAACCUAUGCAAGAUGGCUGGGGUGAUGAGGAAACAUUGGUGUCAGGACCUCGUCACUCUAGCUGGGAGGAGGAGGAAGGGGACUCGGUGAUGUGGAACAGCAACAUCUCACAAGAUAGUAACUCUUCUUCAAACUGGACAUCCAAAAAGAUGGCUCCAAAGGGCAUGAUGAAAGGGGGAAAUAAACAAGAUGAUAUAUGGAUGAAUCAGUUAAUGAAGCAAUUCUCUAACAUUGGAUUUCCUAGGGAAUCAGCUGAAGAUACAAAGAGCAAUAAGAUGGACAUACCUGUUGGUAUGCUACGAGAUAAGAGAAUGGAGAUGGACAAGCAUGGCAUGAACAUUGGAGAAUAUAAUGGCAUUAUAGGGAAAGGUCAUACUUCUCGUCCUCAGAUUUCCAAAGAGUCUUCCAUGGAACGCAGUCCUUAUUACGAUAAGUUGUCUCUGUCUUUGUCCAAUCAAGAUGGCAUUAUGGCUGAAGAGCCCCAAACCCUAACGCACAUCUCUGCACCAAGCAUGAAGCUUCCCCCUUCAAACUGUGCACUACCUAAUCAGGCUCUUGGCUCAGUGGGUCUGGGCAUGCAAAACUUGAAUUCUGUUAGACAGAAUGGCAAUCCUAAUAUAUAUGGCGGCAGCAAUGCAGCAGCACAAGCCAGGGGCAUGCAACAGCCCCCAGCACAACCUCUUAACUCAUCUCAGCCUAAUCUUCGCGCUCAAGUGCCUCCUCCAUUAUUAUCCCCUCAGGUUCCAGCAUCAUUACUGAAGUAUGCAACAGCCAACGGGAGCCUAAACACUGCACUAUUGAACUUUGGCCCCCAGCAAGUGGCCAUGCUGAACCAGCUCUCCCAGUUGAACCAGCUGAAUCAACUUUCACAGAUCUCCCAACUACAGCGACUGCUACAGCAGCAACAGAAGGCACAGAACCAGAGGAAUAUGUCUGGACCCAUGCGUCAGUCUCAAGAACAGGCUGCUCGUGUACUCAACAUGCAACAGAUGCUGCAAAAUCCCCGUCAACUGGAUUCAAGCCUUCUGAAGCAGCAGUCUUCGUCACAGCAGCAACCAAUGCAUCAGUCCUCCAUGAAGCCCUUCCCGGAGAAUCUCAUGCCCCCUUCCCCCCACGAGCUGCAGUCAAAAGAGCCGCCGCUCAACUCAUACAGCAGCUACCCUCUAGGUGGGUUUUCCCAACCCAGUCAUGGGCAAUCUGACUCCAUGAUGUCCGAAUCUGCUCACCUUGCCCGUGUAUCCUCAAACUGUCAUAAUCCCAAAAUGCUUCUUCCUGAUAACCCAAACCACAACCUGCUCAGCCCUCCGCUCUGUAAUGCAAACAGCCACAUGCCAGGCUCACCCAUCCACCAGCAUGCAGGGAGGAAGUUUACCACUCAAGAAAGAUCAAUGUCAAGAGGCUUGAAUCCAAACUUGAAUGUACCCCUGGAUUUCGGCAGUAUUGUUAACCUGAAAGAGCCACAAUCCCAACAGUCUCGCUUAAAGCAAUGGACUGCCCCGGAAAGCCUUCCUAUUAAUUCCCCUCUAGAUCAAAACUCCAGCAAACAUGGUGCUACUUCAAGUGGUCUUAGUAUUUGUUCUGGAAAGUUGCUUGAAGAAUCUCCUUUUGGUCACUUUGACAUUUCCAUGAAGUCUCUGGCCAGUCCUCCUGGAUCUGUUGGAGAUGGCUGGCCAAGUGCCAAAUCACCCAGUGAUAAGCUCUCUAGCAAUGUUAAUUGGCCACCAGAAUUUCGUCCUGGUGAGCCGUGGAAAGGUUAUCAAAACAUUGACCCUGAAACUGACCCUUACGUCACGCCUGGCAGUGUAAUGACCAAUCUGUCGAUCUCUACUGCCCGGGAUCUUGACCUCCUCAGGGACAGGAAUAAUAUAGGGUCAUCCUCAUCUAUGAACACCACGCUGCCUUCAACUAGUGCCUGGUCCCUUGGUGGUGCCUCCAGCUACAAUAGUUCCCUCAGCAGUACAGCACAAAGCACUCCAGCCAGAAUUGGUGACCCCAAAUCCACCUGGUCUACUGGGCCAAUUACCAAUGCUUCCCUUGCUCACGAACUGUGGAAAGUCCCCCUGCCACCCAAAAACACUACCGCUCUGUCCCGCCCACCACCAGGGCUGACCAAUCAGAAGCCUUCGUCCUCAUGGGGCAACAGCUCGCUGCGCAUGGGUGGAGGAUGGGGGACUUCAGACUCCAGAUACAACCCUGGUCCUAGCUGGGGCGACAUCAGCUCAGGGAGAAUAACAAAUUGGCUUGUUCUCAAGAACCUCACGCCUCAGAUUGAUGGCUCCACCUUGCGUACACUGUGCAUGCAGCACGGCCCACUAAUAACAUUCCACCUUAACCUGCCCCAUGGAAACGCUUUGGUCUGUUACAGCUCGAAAGAAGAGGCAGCCAAGGCUCAGAAAUCUCUGCACAUGUGUGUUUUAGGGAACACUACCAUUCUUGCUGAGUUUGCCAGUGAAGAUGAGAUUAAUCGCUUCUUUGCACAAGGCCAGUCGUUGACGCCCUCUCUAGGCUGGCAGUCUCUGGGAUCCAGCCAGAACCGUAUUGCAUCCAUCGACAGUUCCCACCCGUUCUCAAACCGCAACGAUCUCAAUCACUGGAAUGGGGCUGGGCUGUCAGGAACUGGUAGUGGAGACCUCCAUGGCACUUCACUCUGGGGCACUCCCAAUUAUUCCACUAGCCUAUGGGGAACCCCGAGCAGCAACGAUAUGCGGGGAAUCGGCAGCCCCUCCCCCAUCAAUGCUUUCCUCCCUGUUGAUCAUCUUGGAGGUGGAGAGUCCAUUUAAACUUUACUCAUGACUCAAACUGUGACCUCGACAUGAAAAGCAGCACUAAUCGGACUUUUCACCCACAACACGAGAGAGACGGAGAAAAGGGGUCACCUGUGGAAAUGUUCCGUUCUGCACCUUUAUUUCCACUUUCUUUUAGCCCAGUACAUAUCAGUUUUAAUACUUGAAUCAUGCAGGUCAAUAGUUUAAAAAAUGUGAAAAGUAUAUAUUUAUACUUCCAGAUAGUGCUAUCCAUUAAAAAAAAAAAACUGCUUCAAAUGAGCUAGUUGUGUGCACUCAUCAUGUUUAUUCCUUAAAUUCCAAAACUAUUUUGAGUUUGGUGAUGUUUGGAAUGUGAAAUCUGCACUGAGUAUAGUCUCCCUGUCCAAUUGGCAAUAGGGCGGGGUGGGGUGGGGGACGGGGUGGAGAGGGUAGUUCAAGUGUAAAUGUUUACUCAAAUGUUCUUUUAGCAAGGAAAUGGCAAAAAAGGUGUGCUCUUUAAUAUGCCUUGACAUGUACUUACCAUAACGUGGUAUUGUAGAGCAAAGUUAUCAUACUGAUCUUGCAGUUUCAAAAAGAAGUAUUGCACCAACCUGUUUCUUUCAAAAACAUUUUAAUAAGAUUAAAGAAAACCUAAAGAAUUUAAUCUCUACAGUGUGACACUGUGGCAGUAGCUGUGACUUGCAACCCCACCCUGCAAGCCAGGAGGGUACAGCACUUUCAAUAGAGCUUUCAUUUUUUUUGGAGGUGCCCUGGUUGUGCCCUCUUGUUUACAGACUUUUGAGGGGAAAUGUUUACUCUUCCAUCAUUAAUAAAAAUUGCAGAUGAAGAUGUUCUAUCUCUGGGAAUAUUGAACAGUGUUUUGACCAUGUUCUUUUUUUUCUAUUCCUCUAUAUCCUGAAACGAGAAGAGCAUGGUUCUCAGGAAAUAGUUCCCUCCCCCUCUCCCUCUUUCCCAUGUUAGAGACUUCUGGUAGUUUUGUGUAGGACCCCCUCUCCAAACUUUUAGCACUGAAUUAAACUGCUCUGUAAAAUUACAUUUGUUUUAUUUUUGCCAAGUUAACUGCUUAAAGCUGGAUUUUCCAGCUAUUGCUUUGAAAUUGCUGUCAUUUUAUGGUGAGUGAAGGUGAAUUUUGCUGACAUGUUGUAGUAUAUAUACUUUAUUUCCAACACCCUCGUCCUUUAUAUUCCCAUUAUCGAGUGGCUACAUGUAUUUUGCUAUUAUGACUGUCCAAUUGACUGUUGUACUUUAAAAAAAAAAAACUGGCUGAGAUCUGUAACUAUGCAUACUGUAACCAACUCUGAUGGUUCACAGAAUCACUGUCAUCCCCGUAAGACGCCGUUUUAAUGUUAGAAUUUGCUUCUGAGAAAAGUUCAACAGAAAACGAGUUAUUUUACACUUUGGUUUUGUCACGAAAUGUAUUUGUUCAGAGGAGACAAACCAGGACACAAUUUUAACACUGCAGACUUGCCACCAUUUCAUUGCCUUCAUUAUAACUGUCUGUUGGAAGAUGCAAACAAGUCAGUGGCUUUUUAACUGUUUACAAAUAGAAUGUGAUUGUAAAAUGUAUAAUUUGGUUGUGUUGAAUUAUGAAGUUACUUCAAAUAUUAAUAAAUCAUGACGUUUUUGGCUGCUCAGCA